CCCGCGGUCCUUUCAGUUUACUCGAACUCCCCCAAACCAGCAGCGAAAUCUCCAUUCCGACCCGAUUCCAACGCUCGCACUCCUCGAUCCAAGUGUUCUCUCAUGGCCACGGCGACUGCGAGUAGGCUCAGCGGGCCGGUCCUGUCGAUCCCCAGCUACCGCUCCGCCUCGCCCACCCGCGUCAAGCUCCCCGCCGGUGGCGCCACACGCUCGCCGGGCAAGUCCGUCAGCGUCUCGUCCUCCUCCUCUGCCCCUGCCGGCGCCGCCGCCAGCAAGAGCCGUCGGUCCUGCAUGUGCUCCCCGACGAACCACCCGGGCUCGUUCCGGUGCGGCCUCCACAAGGAGGAGCGCAAGCAGGCGGCUCCAUCUUGCAACAACAGCAAGCCCGGCUCCCCGCCGUCCAUCGGCAGCGCCGGCUCGAAGCAGACGGGCAGCGCGCUGGUGCGGCUCGUCCCCAUGGAGAGCGGGCACUGGGCACGCAGGGCGCUCGCGCCGUCCCCCGCGGCGCAGCAGUCGCUGCAGCACCGGAGGCGCGUGGGCGGGUCCCGCCCCCGGCCGAGCCGGCUCUCCGCUGUGUCCAUGGCCGGCGACCGCUCCGGCGACAACCACCAGUAGACAAACCAACCAACGUCGACAUGCCAUAGCAAGAUAAAGUAGAUAGUAAAAAAUUCCAGCAACAAUUGGAGUUUCAGACCCAAUUCUGGGAUCCGGCUUGGCCAAUUAGCUAGCUCGUAGAUAGAGUGAGCCUUUCGUCCACUCUGUUCUGCUGUGUACAACUCCAUCUGGUUUUGGAUAUGGAUAAUCAUGAGUGACAAAUUGGAGACUGAUA
Messenger RNA from Triticum aestivum (bread wheat), 829 nucleotides. RefSeq lists its product as uncharacterized. The transcript has a single exon. The coding region runs from base 103 to 615 and encodes 170 amino acids. NCBI's taxonomy places the organism in Eukaryota, Viridiplantae, Streptophyta, Magnoliopsida, Poales, Poaceae. The record is from RefSeq and is a predicted model, not a curated record.